AUUAGCAUAGUUUAUCAUAUACAUCCGUUGUAAAAGGUGGUCAGCUUUUGUCUAAAAUACCGAUUCAAGAUGUUGUCACAUAUUUUCCUUGGAGUGCUUUUAUUCUUUACUGGUCAGACAGUCGCAAAAACGCUUGAAACGCCUGCCGACAUUGUUAUGUUUGAUGUUGUUGAUCUCUCAGGCUUAAAACCUACAAAUGGCUCACCUUUUGGCGGUCAAAACGCAUACGAUUUUCCUUCAAAUGCUUCUGAUUUGGUUGCACCUUCAAAUGUUUCUAGUUCUUUCGUCAACAAUUCAAUUUUACUGAGGGAAUUUACUGUAAAGGCUAAUCUUCGUGUAGCCGAUGGCGAAAAUGGUGGAACUAUUGUAUUUUUAUCAAAUCCUGAUCGUCCUAACCGUGCGGGCUUUGCCGUUACAUACAAUUGGAAUAAUAACGUACCACAAGUUGGCGUAUCUUUCUUCAUAAGAGGCAUUCAGGAAUCAUCGCUUUGUGUAUUUGGCCGAAAUAUACCUAAGAAUGAAUGGGUACAUUUGGAGGUUCGAAUGUAUAUGGAUGAACGUUUAGCAAGGUGUAGAAUUGAAGUUCCAAGUGGUAAAAAGUACUAUCGUUAUACUGGAAUUGCCAACCAAGAUAGACCCAUAGAUGCAUUUCAUCCAAACGGUGAUUUGAGAUUGGCACAACAGUAUCUGAGUGGAGAUGAAAACGUUUUUUUCAUCCGUGAACGAUUCGUGGGAAAGUUGCAAGAUGUGAUCAUAAGUUUUGGUCAACCCAAUUGCACGUAUAUAAUUGAAGAAAAUAUCGCAAAGUCGACACCAGCUCCUGUAACAUGUCCAACAAACAAUGUUCCAAAAGAUGAUGAUUGUGUUGAUGCUAAUGGCAACCAACGUAAUAAUACGGAAAAAUGGCAAGAAGGAAUGUUAACUGAUUGUAGUUGUGAUAAAGGGAGAAUAUAUUGCGUCAAAUCCGUUAAAAGUUGUACCAUGAAAGGAAAACGGUAUAAAGAUGGUGAUAAAUGGGAUAAUCUUGACAAUUGCAAUUUUUGUGAAUGUAAGGAUGAUACAGUGAUAUGUUCACGUACGAUAAGAACUUUAAAAAAUGAUGGCUGCGAGUGGAAAUGUGGUGAUUGUACGUCAGGUGAAUGUCCCCGUGAAAAAAAACGUAGAGGAUGUUUCUGUCCAAAUAAAAGAAUCUUUUCAAAUGGAAGAUGUAUUUAUCCCAUAGCCUGUCCAUGCAAGAUAAAUGGGAGAGAAUUUACGGGAACCCUACGAUCUGGAUGUUCAUUAUUGAAUUGUCAAAGUGGAAUUUCAUCUGAAAUCCAAAGAGUUUUUUGUUAGUGAAGUUUCGAAUGUUCUUUUUGUUUUAUUUUUUUUGUGUUUUAGGUUAAGUAUGAAUAAAAAAUACGCUACAUUUACAAACAACUUACUGAAGUAAAAAUAAUGGGAAAACUAGUAUAUCAAUAGAAAUUUGAAAACGGU
This is a messenger RNA of Xenia sp. Carnegie-2017, 1476 nucleotides long. RefSeq lists its product as uncharacterized. The transcript has 9 exons. The record is from RefSeq and is a predicted model, not a curated record. Bases 70 to 1335 code for a protein of 421 amino acids. Lineage: Eukaryota; Metazoa; Cnidaria; Anthozoa; Malacalcyonacea; Xeniidae.